CGUCGGGUAAUCACAACAUCAGCUGUUGUGGCCAAGAUGGCGCAUAGCUUGGCAGAGUUGGAGGUUCCUCUGGACGCUGACCAAACUGGGGACCAAGGGAAAGAUGUUUUGAGACGCUGCAGAGGACGGCCCAGGCUCACGGACUCCGACCGAGCUCAGAGGCGUCUUGAGUCACGAAAGAAGUACGAUGUGAGGAGGGUGUACCUGGGAGAGUCGCACAAGCUGUGGAGUGAGCUCCGCCGACGGACCAGUCUGAGUGAUGCUGGACUGGCAGAGUAUCUGAUCCUGCUCAACUCCACAUAUGGAGAAAAAUACCAGCAGAAAUACUGCGGGAAGAAGAUUGCCCCAGAAAUCUCAGUAAAACAGAAAAAAGGCAGGAAGGAUCGUGUGUCCAGCCUCCAGAGUCUGGUGUGUUGGUACCAGGAGCACUCCUGCUCCUGCCCUCAUGAGCCCCAGCUCAAAGCCCUGGAGCCCCAGCCCAACUUUUCCACUGCUGCCAUCUGGCAAUGUGACUCCAACCACUCAUUUGUGCAAUACCUCUUCUCACCACUGAGGGAGGCAAGUGACUCUGAACAUGAGGAGGAAGUAAAUGGAGAAGAGAAUGCAAUAAAAACAGACUUGGUGGCAGCUAAAAGAGCAGUGAGCAGGAGGAAAAGAAAGGAGGCUCACAAACAAUUCAAAGAUAUAGAUGUGGGAGAGAAUGUGGAUGUUUCUGAGGGACAACAUGCAACCAUGAGCCCAAUAGAGGAGGCUGCAGCUCUAAACCACCAGCCCAGUAUAGAAUCUUCCUCCAAGGAUGUUCCACUGACAGGGCAGCCUGUCUGGGAGAUGGAGAUGGUCAUGGAGCGACAGCAAGGCUCCCCAACUGCAGCAUUUCACUCCAUCCCCUCAGAAGAGGUGGCUGAGGAUCUGCGACGAGGCAGAGACGACGGGGAAGGAGGAGGAGAGAGACUCAGAGAGAAGGAAAUCAGGACUAUAUAUGACUGUGUCACAGUGACAGCAUCUGCAGCUGAUAAACUGGAGAAGACGGAUGAGGACUCAGUGCUGUCACAGAGUUUGAGUGACUCUGUCCAGCUGGGCGCUCAGCCGCAGCUGUCAGUCCCACCACCCAUGCAGGUGCAAGAACAGAGUGAGCUGUUUGACCCUCAGACUCUGCAGACGGUAGUGACCAGCUGUGAGAUUCCUGACCAGAGGACGGCUUUGGAAGGCUCACAGUUAAUUAUCAUCACCGGCCCCAGCUAUGAGGCCCUGGCGUCAGAGGGCAUCCAGCUCAACAUGGGCGGCGGAAAUGUGGAGGAAGUCACCUGCACUGUCAUCGGGGGCGUCACCUACAACCAAGUCUGUUCGUGUGACUCAAAAAUCAGCACAGCAGAGGACGAAGACUCCAUGACAGGUUUGAGUGACAAACAGCUGCUGCAGCCAACUGUUGAUGCUCUGGAGCUGAGUGGUGACAGAGAGCUGCAGAGGAGUCUGAGCAGUGUCAGGUCAAAGAGAAACAGACGAGGCCCUGUCAUUGAGGCUGAUGGGAUGCUCAAGAUGUUCCACUGUCCGUACGAGGGCUGCAGUCAAGUCUAUGUUGCUAUUAGCAGCUUUCAGAAUCACGUGAACCUGGUUCACAGGAAAGGGAGGACCAAGGUUUGCCCCCAUCCAGGCUGUGGAAAAAAGUUCUACUUGUCAAACCAUCUGCAUCGCCAUAUGAUCAUCCAUUCAGGGGUAAGAGAUUUCAUCUGUGAGACAUGUGGAAAAUCAUUUAAGAGGAAGAAUCACCUGGAGGUUCACAGGCGGACUCACACUGGAGAAACACCACUUCAAUGUGAAAUUUGUGGCUACCAGUGUCGCCAGCGUGCAUCCCUGAACUGGCACAUGAAGAAGCACACUCCAGAAGCCCACUACAACUUCACCUGUGAGUUCUGUGACAAGAGGUUUGAGAAGCUGGACAGUGUUAAAUUCCACAAGCUAAAGAGUCACCCAGACAAGCAGGCAACCUGAAGUGCUCAAGUACUGCUCACAGGAGCUAAACAAAUACAAGUUGGCCCUUGGAAGCCAAAGGAAGACUUCCAGUGAGGAGGAAGGCUUUGCUUCACUGUGGCUGUCUUGCUUCUCGUGUCAAGGUUGAUAUGUACAUUGCCUGUGAACACACAAGCAGUGGAUAAAGGCAAAAGUGGAACCACUCUAACAGCUGUGCAGGACACAGCGGUAAAAAAAAGCUUAAUCCACUGUUGAGUAAUGAUGUCCAACUGACAACUCAUCCAGUCCUGGUUAAACAACCAUAACUAGGCUUGGCAGCUGUUUCAAGCUAUGGAUUUCUCUCCAUGUUGAAGUGAAUGGCUGUAGUAAGAGUGAUGCUCUGUAUAUAAGAAUUUUUUUUUUUUUUUUUUUGCUUUUCCAAAGCCCAAAUCACAAGAGUCCGUUCUUAUGUAAGCUACAAAUGUUAGCAUGGCCAGCUAACUAGCUUACUACCCAUUGUAGUUUUGAAAGAUGCUGUAGGCAUUUUAUAGUACAUUAUUAUGGGGUUACAGGUUACAAGUUUAAAAAGGCCCCAUUUACAAUUGACAUAUCCACUGUGUAAAAUUCCCCACCAUUUGGGAGCUGGUCCAGAACGCUGCUAUCUUAAUUAGGCUAAUGUUAGCGGCUCUGUCCUGCUCAGUACUGGGUCUUGGAAAGUUAACACUCUAGCACCCCUGGCCAGUCUUAUCCAAGAUUGUAUUAUGUUCUCCAAACACAUUGUUCAAUCCUCAUUGUAAAAGCCUUUUCUCUUUAUGAUGUUUAAAGUAAAAGGCAAUUUGUAAAAUGUGAGCAAAAACAGAAGUAGCAAAAGUAACCUCAGUCUUGCCUGAGUGUGUAAGCUAAGCAGCUAAAGGACUUACCAUACUUAAAAUAUUAGGAGCUCUUAAUUGCAAUACAAGAACAAUGCUGUUUCUUUAUUAUCUUGUCUUCCACAGUGUUAGUUUCAGUCUUUUCAUGUAUGUAGCCAACAAAUUUAUAUGACCCUUUUGCAGCAUUUUUGUGUUAAACGAAAUCAGUUUGAAGCGUUAAAAAGUCGAUGAGAGAGUUGACGGGACAGUGUUUUCAGCAACUUGUGGACCUUACAUUAGCUAGCUUAAGUAGCUAGCUAGUUAGAGUUGAUUAAAUCUUUCAGCACCAGUUGUCAUGUCAGCUGGCAAAAUCAAUGGUCGUUAGCUAGGAUGAGAAGUCUGCUUUUUUCUACCUCUGUCUGAAAUCAACAAUCCACUGUUUCAAAAAUUACUAAGAAUUUUGAAGAGUAAAUCUGUCACUACUCCCAUGGUAAAGUGCAUGAACACAUACUGAACACAGGCGGGUGGGGAUGAGGGGGUUUAGAGACGGGUCAUUUAAAUGUUCGAUAGAAAAUAUUUUUCAUUAAAGGAAAAAAUUCUGUUGGCUUUGCAAGUUUGAAAACAACAUUUGUAUUAAAUUGGUUAACAUGGAAAACACUGGUAUGGUCCUUUAAAGAUUAAGCAUGAUUUAAAUAUUAUUGUUCAGCCUACUAGGACAACACCAAGAAAGAUUACUAAUGACAACCAGUGUGGUGGGUUAAGAUAUUACUACGUACAGUAUGUGUGUUAAAUGUAAGGCUGUGACACUGACUGUUGUGUGCUAAGCACUAUGCUGGUUGUAGUGAAACAAAUGUAGGUUCUUUCAUUGCAGUCACUGAAAUUUGAGCAUCCGUUGUGUAGGCCAGGAAAGCGGUCUUACAUUUUCCUGUCGUCUGUUUUCACCAUCCCACCGUCCUGACUCACAGGCACAGAUGAGAAAUCCUGCGAGUUUAAUGUGACAACUUCUCAGGAAAGUUCACCUCAGUCCUCUUGUGUUCUGUCUGUGUUUUAGUCUCGAAGUAAAUGCACUUUUCUCUCCUCUGUCAGUUUUGUUAACUGAUGAAUCACUAAAAUAUAUGAAUAUGACUUGUA
Molecule: messenger RNA, 3926 nt
Organism: Lates calcarifer (barramundi perch)
Lineage: Eukaryota; Metazoa; Chordata; Actinopteri; Centropomidae
Gene: znf653
Product: zinc finger protein 653
Exons: 10
Coding region: 37-1989 (650 amino acids)
Biological process (GO): regulation of transcription by RNA polymerase II
Cellular component (GO): nucleus
Molecular function (GO): transcription coregulator activity
Source: RefSeq, a predicted model, not a curated record